This is a messenger RNA of Symbiodinium sp. CCMP2456, 217 nucleotides long. The record is from the annotation of a GenBank genome assembly. Lineage: Eukaryota; Dinophyceae; Suessiales; Symbiodiniaceae.
GAGACUGGUGCAAACGCGUCGGGUAAGAGCAUACCAAUGAUUCACUGCUGUUAUGGUAGGAGUGUUGCGUCGGCCGGCAAAGUGUGCAAAGUCGUGAACGAGUUCAUGGAAGAAGCUCGGAUACUUCAGGGAGACUGGUGCAAAGACUACGACGAUCCAAGCAGCGGGCGCCCUCUGCGUGUCGACUGGACCGGUGGCUGCGAGCAUGCUCAUCAUU